This is a messenger RNA of Cordyceps militaris CM01, 1011 nucleotides long. Its product is annotated as DUF1183 domain protein. The record is from RefSeq and is a predicted model, not a curated record. Gene Ontology annotation, cellular component: endoplasmic reticulum membrane. Gene Ontology annotation, biological process: regulation of store-operated calcium entry. The transcript has a single exon. The coding region runs from base 1 to 1011 and encodes 336 amino acids. NCBI's taxonomy places the organism in Eukaryota, Fungi, Ascomycota, Sordariomycetes, Hypocreales, Cordycipitaceae.
AUGCGCCUCGACCACACGCUCCUCCUCACGCUGGGCGUCACCGCCGCAUCGGCUAAGCGCCCGCCGGCAGUCCCCAAGAAUGCCGUGCUGCUCUCCGAAGUGCAGACGCUGACGCUGCGCGGCGGCGGCGCCAAGACGUCGCACCGCCGCGUCUCGUCCGUGCCGCAGCUCAAGUGCGUCUCGCCGCGCGCCCUCUGCGACCUGCACAGCAUCGACGUCAUGCGCUGCACCAACCAGGGCUCCUCGUACGGCGACGAGGACAUCGAGUGGAGCUGCGCCGCCUCGCUGCCGCCCGACCUCAAGCUCGGCGCCACCGACGUCGUCUGCGAGGGCUACGCAUCGUCCGACGACCCCUACGUUCUCAAGGGCAGCUGCGGCGUCGAGUACACCAUUGCGCUCACCGCACAGGGUGAGCGCCGCUACCCCGAGCUGGCCAGAGGAGGAUGGGGGACUCGACUGUUUGAUGACGGGCAGAGCGGCACCAACACAGCGGCGUGGCUGUUUGCCGUCAUAUUUUUGGGCGUCUUUGCCUGGAUUGCGUACUCGGCCUGUGUGGCUUCCGGUAAUAACAGAGGACAAGGCAACACUACCAGGCGAUACGGCGGCGGCGGCGGCGGCGGCGGCGGCGGCGGUGGUGGUGGUGAUGGCCCUGGAGGCGGCGGCUGGGGCCCCCGGAAUGAUCCGCCACCUCCUUACCCAGGAUCGAACAAUAACCAGAAGCCGUCCUCGAGCAGCAGCGGCGGUGGCCAGCAGCAGCAGGGCUGGCGGCCUGGUUUCUGGACGGGCCUCGCCGGCGGUGCGGCCGCCACCUACCUCACCAGCGGUCGAAACAGGGACAAUCAAAACCGCUACGGCUACGAACCCUGGGGCGCGAGCAACUACGGCUCCGGGUCCCGAUGGGGCGGCGGUGAUUCUCGGGCCGGUCCUUCGUCGUUUUCGAGCCGUGGCGGCGGCAGCAGCUCCAACGAGAGACGCGAGAGCACAGGUUUUGGUUCGACCAGGCGCAGAUGA